Molecule: messenger RNA, 1143 nt
Organism: Drosophila santomea
Lineage: Eukaryota; Metazoa; Arthropoda; Insecta; Diptera; Drosophilidae
Gene: Ctu1
Product: cytoplasmic tRNA 2-thiolation protein 1
Exons: 3
Coding region: 103-1134 (343 amino acids)
Biological process (GO): tRNA wobble position uridine thiolation
Cellular component (GO): mitochondrion; cytosolic tRNA wobble base thiouridylase complex
Molecular function (GO): tRNA binding
Source: RefSeq, a predicted model, not a curated record
AAGUGCUGGGUAAUACGAUUUUGUCUAAGACCAGUGUUGGUCACUGCUGCAUAAGAUGCAACAGCUGGUGCGGAGUAAAUUGUAAAUUAAAUGUGAGUGAAAAUGCCCAUAAGCUGCAAGUCUCAGUGCGGAAAUCGCGCUGUUUUAAAGCGCCCCAAAACCGGCGAUGCUCUGUGCAAGGAGUGCUUCUUUGCCGCCUUUGAGGCAGAGAUUCAUCACACAAUCUACUCCAGCAACUUGUUUCGACUUGGCGAGAAGGUGGCCGUAGCGGCCAGUGGAGGCAAAGAUUCCACGGUUCUGGCCCACGUCUUAAAAUUACUGAACGAACGCCAUAAUUACGGUCUGGAACUGGUGCUUCUUUCAAUAGACGAGGGCAUCACUGGCUAUCGGGAUGACAGUUUGGAGACCGUGAAACAGAACCGUGACGACUACCAGAUGCCCCUAAAGAUUCUGUCGUACGAGGAGCUCUACGGUUGGACCAUGGACCGUAUUGUUGCCCAGAUCGGUCGUUCUAACAACUGCACGUUUUGCGGAGUCUUCCGCCGACAGGCCUUGGAUAGAGGGGCCAAGCUGUUGGGCGUAGACAGCAUAGCCACGGGCCACAAUGCAGAUGACAUUGCAGAGACUGUCUUGAUGAACGUGCUCCGUGGAGACACGGCGCGCCUGCGACGCUGCACGAGCAUCCGCACCGGCGGUGGCGAGGAUACCAUUCCCCGAGUGAAGCCUCUUAAAUACAGCUACGAGAAGGAAAUCGUAAUGUACGCCCACUACAAGAAGCUGGUCUACUUCUCAACUGAGUGCGUAUUCGCCCCCAAUGCGUAUCGCGGCCACGCCAGAGCGUUUCUCAAGGAUCUGGAGAAGGUGCGACCUUCGGUUAUAAUGGACAUCAUCUACUCCGGGGAACAACUUCGCUUCAAGGACACCGUAAAGAAGCCUGAGCGUGGCACCUGCACCCGAUGUGGGUUUGUUUCCUCGCAGCAGCCCUGCAAGGCAUGUGUCCUUCUCGAGGGUCUUAAUAGGGGUUUGCCGAAGCUAGGAAUAGGCAAGAAGUCGAAAGGUGAGCGAAUGAUUGCCCAGCAGGACCAGGAACUAGCCCUUCGCGAACGAGCACAUUUAGUAAAAAACGAUUUUUAACAACACAAA